AGGUGGAUCUUUUUUUCUUUUCCAUUUACAGCAACCGGCGGUUGUGCUUUGUGGUUUCAGACGAUACACCAAGAAGAAUUUAUUAUGGGGCCUUAAUAUGGAGAAUCCUCCAUACAAGCUGACGGGACCUGAGUGCAAUGGAAAAGAAUGGUGCAGAAGCAGCGGUCUGUUUGCUUGUCUUUCUCCACGCAUGAAACUCACAAAGCUGUAGCAUCCCCGCAUCACCAGGUGCAGCGCAGCAAAACCUCACAACGUGGACGCGAUAUGGGGCGGGGGGAGGGAGGCAGGAAGGAGGCGUUGUCGCUGGAGGCAGAUGAAAAAGAGAAAGAGGGAGAGCGUGGGCUGGAAAGGUGUCAGGAUUUUUGUUGAAACCUCCAUUCUGUCAGACAUGCGCAAGAGCAGCAGCACCUCCACCGCUGCGCCGCGUUUCCGCCUUGGCUAAGCAAACGCGGCGCACACAGUCCGAGAGGGGCGGGGAGUGAAGCCGAGACGCAGUGGUUGUGGAGAGGUGGGACGCAGCGAGCACUGAUUCGAGCAAAUAAUACGACAGCCUCCACGUUAUUCCCCCCUUAGAUAGGCGACCUGUGCGGUGCGCGCCGGAGCCUGCCCAGCAUGGAUAUGGACACUGCGCUAAAGGAGAGGCUCUAAGAUGUGACGCUCCCUGGGGGAGACAGAGGGUGCGCGCGUGUGUCAGUGUAUGCGUGCUCGUGAGAAAGAAAGUGGGCUGCACUUAUAUUUCUUUUUUUUGCGGGUGAUUUCAAAUCUGAGCUGCGCGGCGUGAAGAUGAAGAAGUUCAACAUCAGGAAGGUGCUUGACGGUUUGAAAGAGGUGUCCUCCUCCUCGCCGUCUGUCCAAGUAGGGCCCCAGGAGAACAACCUGAUCCAGGAGACGCUCCGGUCCGAGCAUUUCCAGCUCUGCAAGACUGUCCGUCAUGGCUUCCCCUAUCAGCCGUCAUCCAUGGCUUUCGACCCAGUGCAGAAGAUCCUGGCCGUCGGUACCCAGAGUGGAGCUCUCAGAUUGUUUGGUCGCCCUGGCGUCGAAUGCUACUGUCAGCAUGAGAGUGGAGCAGCCGUCAUCCAGCUACAGUUUCUCAUUAAUGAGGGAGCAUUGGUGAGCGCUUUGGCCGAUGACACCGUUCACUUGUGGAACCUAAGGCAGAAGAGACCAGCAGUCCUCCAUUCCCUGAAGUUCAACAGAGAGAGAAUAACUUUCUGCCACCUGCCAUUCCAGAGUAAAUGGCUGUACAUCGGCACAGAACGAGGGAACAUCCACAUUGUCAACGUGGAGUCCUUCAUGCUCUCAGGCUACGUCAUCAUGUGGAACAAAGCCAUUGAACUUUCCUCCAAGAGUCACCCUGGGCCAGUUGUCCACAUAAGUGAUAACCCUAUGGAUGAGGGAAAGCUUAUAAUUGGAUUUGAGUCUGGGAUCGUGGUCCUGUGGGAUUUAAAAUCAAAGAAAGCAGACUACCGCUACACUUAUGAUGAGGCUAUCCACUCAGUUGCCUGGCAUCAUGAGGGCAAGCAGUUCAUUUGCAGUCACUCAGAUGGAACUCUGACUAUAUGGAACAUCAGAGGCCAAGGAAAACCCAUACAGACAAUCACACCGCAUGGAAAACAGCCCAAGGAUGGAAAGAAGCCAGAGCCGUGUAAACCCAUUCUCAAAGUGGAAUAUAAAACAACGAGAAAUGGGGACCCUUUCAUUAUAUUCUCUGGUGGUCUGUCCUACGAUACAGUGGGACGGAGGCCAUGUCUGACAGUUAUGCAUGGAAAGAGUGUCGCUGUGCUGGAGAUGGAUUAUCCUAUAGUAGACUUUCUUACGCUAUGUGAGACACCAUAUCCUAACGAUUUUCAGGAACCUUAUGCUGUGGUGGUCCUUUUAGAAAAAGAUUUAGUGGUGAUCGACCUUGCACAAAAUGGUUACCCCAUAUUUGAGAACCCAUAUCCUUUAACAAUCCAUGAGUCUCCUGUAACGUGCUGUGAGUACUUCGCCGACUGCCCUGUGGACCUCAUUCCUGCACUUUACUCUGUUGGCUCACGGCAGAAACGGCAGGGUUACAGCAAAAAGGAGUGGCCUAUUAGUGGUGGAAACUGGGGACAGGGCACACAGAGCUACUCCGAGAUCAUCAUCACUGGGCAUGCUGAUGGAACAGUGAAGUUCUGGGAUGCCUCUGCAAUAAUGCUUCAGGUGCUCUAUAAGCUAAAAACAGCCAAGGUUUUUGAGAGGAACCGAUCCAAGGAAGACAAGGGCAGCAUUGAGGUGGCGGACGAAGAUCCCUUUGCCAUUCAGAUUAUGGCCUGGUGCCCCGAAAGCAGGAUGCUUUGUGUGGCUGGGGUGUCAGCCAAUGUUAUCAUCUAUCGCUUCAGCAAGCUUGAAGUAACUACUGAAGUGGUGCAGUUACUAGAGGUGCGGAUGCAGUACGAGCUGAGUGAAACUGAGUCUCCAGAUGGCGGAGGUGGGGAGCAAACAUCGGCACAUCCCACCCCUGGUGCCUCCCCUCAGACGAGCGGCCCACCUUCACACCCUUCCACCAGCAGCAACAACUCUGACGGAGGCAACAUACCCUGCCUUAAACUGCGAAGUACUCCCUUGAAGCAGUCUCCAGGUUACCAAGUGGAUUUGGUGGUCCAGUCAGUGUGGGUGAGUGGAGAGCCUCCUCAGCAGAUCACAAGUCUGGCGCUGAAUUCCUCCUACGGCCUAGUGGUGUUUGGCAACAGUAAUGGCCUGGCAGUGGUGGACUACAUCCAGAAAAUGGUAGUUCUCAAUUUGGGAACGGUGGAGCUUUACGGAUCCAAUGAUCCCUACCAGAGACAGCCUCGGUCGCCAAGAAAAACACGGCAGCCUUCGGGAGGUUUGUGUGACAUUAACGAGUACUCAGCCACGUCUGACGACCGCUGCAAGUCUCCAACUUCAGUGUUGAUGUUACACAGCAAUCUUCAACAGUUCUACAAUGGAGGUGGUAGAGGAGCAAAGAUGUCACGGAAAUUAAGCUUGCCUACUGAGCUAAAGCCAGAAUUGGUCCUCCUGUCCGUGUGCCCGCCGCGCGGUGCCAACCCGUUAGACCACCGGGACAACUCCUUCAGCCGCUCACGCUCCCCUAGCGUCACCAGCAUCGACAAGGAAGCCAGAGAGACCAUCAACUCCUUCUACUUCUGUGAGACUUUUGCCCGUAAGGGGGACUGCUCUUUGACACCAUGCCUGUAUGUGGGCACCUCGUUGGGGACUGUACUGGGUUUGGCACUCACUUUGCCAUCUGCAGGGGAACAGCGGCAACUACAACCAGUCAUUAUUUCACCUACAGGUAUGUUGGUACGGCUUAAGGGAGGUAUUAUGCGGAUGUCUUUCCUGGACUCUGCUGGUUCCCUGCUGCCUUCUGCAUUUGAACCCUGGUAUGAGUCCAACGUCACAGCAGAUGGUGAAGAAAGAGAGAAAAUCCGAAAGCGACGGCCUGUCUCUGUUUCACCUUCCAGCUCACAGGAGCUAAAUGAGAGUCAGUUUGCUGUGGUGUGCUCUGAGAAGCAGGCCAAAGUCCUCUCACUUCCUUCCCAGACCUGCAUCUACAAACACAGUAUCACAGAGACUUCUUUCAUCUUACGGGCAGACGUCGUGCAGAUAAACCAGGGAGUGUGUGUGGCUUGUUUUUGUGCCAACGGCCACAUAAUGACCCUCAGUGUUCCAGGACUGAGACCGCUUAUGGAUGUAAACUACCUACCUUUGACAGACAUGCGGAUAGCCAGGACGUUCUGCUUCACAAACCUAGGCCAGGCAAUGUACCUCUGCUCACCUACUGAGAUUCAAAGGAUAACUUACAGUCAAGAAACCUGUGAAAACUUACAGGAGAUGCUGGGUGAACUUUUUACACCAGUGGAGACACCAGAGGCACCAAACAGAGGAUUUUUUAAAGGCCUCUUUGGUGGAGGAGCACAGUCACUGGACAGAGAAGAACUAUUUGGUGAGUUAGCAGCUGGGAAGGCAUCUCGAAGUCUGGCCCAGCACAUCCCCGGGCCAGGUGGCAUUGAGGGAAUGAAGGGGGCCGCUUCGGGUGUGGUCGGAGACCUAGCACGUGCCAGGAUAGCGCUGGAUGAGAGAGGCCAAAAACUGGGUGAACUGGAUGAGAGGACAGCUGCUAUGAUGGCCAGCGCAGAUGGUUUUUCCAAACAUGCUCAUGAUAUGAUGCUGAAAUGCAAAGACAAAAAAUGGUACCAGUUCUGACGAGCCACUGGCAAGGACCAUCGCUCUCUGUGGUUACAACUAUCUUACUGACUUUCCAUCAGCUCAUCUGGACUCGCACUGUCUCCCCCCACCAUCUGUCUGUCCAGCCGUCACUCUGAGCCUUCUUCACUGGAAACACUCGGGAGUUUUUCCCGUAGCACAAUGUUGGAUACUGUUCUUACCUCGGUGUGAAGGUGAACCUGAGGUGGAGAGGGACAACCUCAGAGGAAAAUAAUAAAUAAAUGGUGACUAUUUUUUGUUCUUUUUUUGUUUAUGUCGAGCCUCACUUCCAAGGUCUCGGAUUGGUCCAUGCACCUGAGGAGUCCUCAUUCUCAUUUGCCAAAACAUCCUUGUACUGUUGUCUCCUCUGUGACCCUCUUGGCCAAUAUUCAAACCAACAAAAAUGGCUGAAAGAAGACUUAAUAUUUAACCAAGUAACGACAAAUUCAUGUAAGAGAAAAGGAGUCUAAAUAAAUUGAUAUAUCUAUACAUAGAUCUAAUAAAUGUGCAAUGCUGUAUCCACUUGUAGACUUUUGUACUUUAGUGACGAUUGCGAAAGAAUGGAAUUAUUCAUCAAGGAGAUGGAGAAGCGUUUAGAGUCUGCAACACUGUGGCCAGAGUCACAAAGAUUAAAGCUACGUUCUGAUGUACGCUGGAUAUUUCAUCAUCUUACUCGAUCUCAAAACUCUCCUCUGUAUCUUAGACUUUUAAACUGUUACAGAGUGCUUUUGUGUGAGAGGCAGAGUGUGUGUCAUUCCUCUGUUUAAUAUUUGUUGGGGUUUUCUGCUCUGUAUUAUUUGAAAAUUUAUUUUUCUAAUGUUCAAAAAUGGUCACAGACACAAAUUACUUUGUUCUUAUGAAAAGGGCUGGAAUCUACUAGAGAAGCAAGGAUAUAAAUUAGUUUUUUUCUAUAUGAAUUGUAUUGUGUGUGUAUAUAUAUAUAUAUGCAUAUAUAUAUAUAUAUGCAUAUAUAUAUAUAUAUAUAUAUAUAUAUAUAUAUAUAUAUAUAUAUAUAUAUAUAUAUAAAACACCAAGCGUAGUGCCACAUUUUUUUGAAAAAUGCAUUUGUGGGUUAGCCAGCAUAGUUGAAGAUGUGGAAUGCACCCAUUAAAAACAACUGAUUUCCUCUGUUAAUACCAAACAGCUUACUCUGCCAUUGACUCUUUGGUGUCAUUUAUUUUGAUUGGAUGAAUAAACCUGAAGAAAAAAAUCCUAUGAGGAAUUGAAUACUUCAUUCACUUAACAAACAGGGGUUUCAGUAUUGCAUGGAAGAAAUGUAAUCAGCCACAACACCUCUGUAGGACAGCAUUCCUUUCUUUAACUAGCAUUUAUUGGCCGAUGUGGUUGUGUUCCAUGGGGUUUAAGUCAGAGGCCAUUCCAUCUUCUAAUCCGUUACCCUAUUGCUGCAGCAGUAAGAAAAUGGUUCUCCACAUAUUCUCUACACUUUGACCCUACAAUCCAACUGCUGUAGGCAUAAUCUGGAUUUAUCAAUGAAUAAAAACAUGUUAAGGCUCCAUUUCACAUGUCAGGCACCACAUUGUCAGCACCUGGAGUACCAGAAGCUCAAAACAAAAGUCAGUGGAAGAAUAUGGGCAAUUAUACAUCCAAUUUACAGUCCUGAACUCUGCUGCCCCUCCCACAACUGCAUCUACCUAUAUAUACAUAUAUAGAUAUAUAGAUAUAUAUCUAUGUAUAGAUAUAUAUAUAUAUAUAUAUAUAUAUAUAUAUAUAUAUAUAUAUAUAGAUAUAUAGUAUAACAUAAAUGCAAGAGUAGAGUGCAAUAUUUUAAUUUUAAACAAGAUUAUUAUUAUUAUUUAUAUUGUCUUCUUAAAAUAACUUUGUGUUUUCUAUGUAAUUUUUUUUAUUCAUGAAAGAGACUUCAGUUCAAUGUCUGAAACGUUCACCCUCAUUAUUUUGUUUUAUUUCUAGCUUGUUUCUGGUACACUGUUUGCAGUAAGCCCCUCUAUGAGAUGUCUGUCAGGCUUCUAACCUUUAUUUGUAAAUAAGUAAAUAGUUUGACAAUCUUAGACCAACUAGAAAGUAUACAUUAGGGUUGCACAAGAAACAAAAGAGGAGACAGGCCAUAUUUUUUCUGACGCCAAAGAGUUGCUUUAGCUUGUCCAUUGCAUUAUCGUUUGGCCAUGACUCUGGGAACCAGAGGUCACCCAGUUAUACGUGUGCAUCUCAAUAACUUGGAAUAUCAUUCAAAAGUUCAUUAAUUUCAGUCUUUCAAAUGAAAAAGAAAAACAAACAUCUUAUUAUUUAAGUCCAGUACUGAGUGAUUUAUUUGAAGCUGUUUUUUCUGUUAAUUUUCAUGAUCAUGUUUUAUAGCUAAUAAUACCCAAAUUCCAGUUUCAUUGUCCAGGCCUUGUAAAUCUCCCCCAAACUCUUGAAUGAGCUUAUCAUCAGGAUCGUUUUAAGGUAAGGUUGCUGUUAUCCCUGUUGCUCGUGGCCCUUUUUCUAUCACACGUUUUCCAUUCCACUGACAUUUCCUUUAAUAUGAUUGAACACAGCCCUCUGUGAACAGCCAGUUUCUGUAGCAUUGACCUUUUGUGGCUUACCCUUCUUGUGGAGGGUGUCAGUGUCAGUAUAAUGGAUAAUUGUCAAGUCAGCAGUCUUCCUUAUGGUUGUGUCAGCAUUAACACAAUAAUGUUGUUUUUAAAAUUGGCCUUAUGCAUUAUCCCAGAUUUUGGAGAAACUGAAUUUCAGGUUUUGAUUAGCUGCAAGCUGUAAUAAUCAAAAUUAACAGAAACACACCACGCUGGGUGUGAUAAAUCUAUGUAAUAAGAUAUUCAAACUUAUUGAGAUGCAUGUGCACUGUCGUUUAGACACAUUAUAGCUUGAUACAUGAAGAGUGGACAAAGGCACGAUUUAGAUUUAGGAAUUCUAUCGCCUUUGUUAUUUGUUGUUACUUGAAGAUUAAAUGCCAUCUAUAGAAUGGUAUCAAAUGUAAUGUUUCAUCUAAAGUUAAAUGUUUCAGUGGACCAAGCUGUGAGUUAAUGAUGGUGUUCCAGUCAAUCUAGAGUCACAGCUACCCUGAUACAAUAUGUAAGGUAUUUAUAUAUGUGUGAAUGUGUGUUUGGAUGUGCCCAUCAGAAUCACAUAUUAUUAUUAUUUCUAUUAUUAUUGUUUUCUGGUAGCUUAUGUCCAAGUCUCUCCUUGUAAAAAAAAGUGUGUCCGGCUCAGUGUCAGAGAACAGUAAAUAGAACCACCAACACAGAAAAAAAAAACAUUAACUGUCAGAGGAUCGGCGGAUGAUGUCAAAAUUCUGGUUUAAUCAACACGUGUUUAGUUUUUACACAAAUGCCCUUCAGUUUUCAGACUUACUGUCACAUAUUGCCAUGUCGUUCCACAGCUAUGGUGGAAUUCUGGUCCAAUAUGUUCAGUAUGUAGUGUGGAUUCUGGCAUAAAAAAGGGAAAAAUAGCCUGUCUUUUGCUUUUUUCUACCUGUGUUUGUCUUUUUCAUUUUUUCCACCCAAUGUCAUGCUUUAUAUUAGGUUCUGGACCUGCUUCUGUGUUUGUUACAGUCUGCGGUAUUCUUACCUGGUACAACCCACACACUCAAACAGUUUGACUGACUCCUAUGUAUUUCCACAAACCAUCUUCUGUCCUGGAUUCAAAACUCAUCAGUGGGGUGCAGUAUUUUUCUCAUUGUAGCCAAUUUUCUUGUACAGUUUUAUGCAAAUUUCACAUGGAUGUUUAUGACUUUAUCUGCUGCCACAAAAUUUAGAAAUUCUGUAGAUAGAGAUUACUGUGCAAUGGAAAAUAAAAAGUGAGAAAUGUA
Molecule: messenger RNA, 7993 nt
Organism: Girardinichthys multiradiatus
Lineage: Eukaryota; Metazoa; Chordata; Actinopteri; Cyprinodontiformes; Goodeidae
Gene: stxbp5a
Product: syntaxin binding protein 5a (tomosyn)
Exons: 28
Coding region: 784-4209 (1141 amino acids)
Biological process (GO): regulation of protein secretion; regulation of exocytosis
Cellular component (GO): SNARE complex; plasma membrane; cytoplasm
Molecular function (GO): GTPase activator activity; myosin II binding; syntaxin binding
Source: RefSeq, a predicted model, not a curated record